AUGAGUCCGAAUUCGGAAGAUCCCAGCUCUGCGAUCAACAUGUCCGCCGCGGCGCGUGCGAUGCUGGGCAAAGUCCACAAGCUGGUGCCUCCCAUGCUGGAGAGAUUCCACAAAGGUCAGCUUGGUCGAGUCGCCGUCAUCGGUGGCAGUGCAGACUACACGGGGGCCCCAUAUUUCUCCGCCAUGGCCUCUGCGCGGCUGGGUUGUGACAUGUCCUACGUCUUCUGCGAGCCUUCGGCUGCCCCGACCAUCAAGUCGUACUCGCCAAAUUUGAUGGUGUCCCCGAUCCUCAGGUCUACGGCCUCCAUAUCCCAGGCGCAGAAAGAGCAGGAUCCUUCGGGAGAGGAGCUCGCCAAACCAAUAUUGGAUAUGUUGCCCAGGUUGCAUGUGCUGGUCAUUGGGCCCGGUCUGGGUAGAGAUACCGUGACGCAAAAGCAGGUCAAGGCUGUCAUCGCCGCAGCUAAGAAACACAAUCCCCCCGUCCCUAUGGUGCUGGAUGCAGAUGCCCUCCUGCUAGUUCAGACAGAUCCGGACCUGAUCCGGGGCCACAAGGAAUGCAUUCUUACUCCCAAUGUGAUUGAGUUUGGACGUCUAGCCAAGUCCGUCGGCAUGGACCAGAACACUGGAGACCCCGAGAAGGCAUGCCAGGAGCUUUCCAAGAUACUCGGCGGAGUCUGCAUUAUUCAAAAGGGCCCAGUCGACUACAUCUCACAAGGUAUCGAUACCACUGUCUCCGAGUUCCAAGGUGGUCUGAAGCGCUCCGGUGGACAGGGUGAUACCUUGACGGGUUCGUUAGGCACGUUGCUGGCGUGGCGGGAAGCUUAUCACGAGAAGCUCUGGGACAUUGGGGAGGAGAUGAGUCGAGAGGAAACGCUUUUGUUGGCGGCGUUCGGCGGGAGCGCCAUCACGAGAGAGUGUUCGCGGAGAGCUUUCGUGAAGAAACAGAGAAGUUUGCAGGCAAGCGAUCUUACGGAAGAGGUGCAUGCAUCCUUUCUCACCCUCAUUGGGGAGCCUGGCCCGACGCAAGUGCCGAAACAAAAUCUAUAA
Molecule: messenger RNA, 1047 nt
Organism: Fonsecaea nubica
Lineage: Eukaryota; Fungi; Ascomycota; Eurotiomycetes; Chaetothyriales; Herpotrichiellaceae
Product: YjeF family domain-containing protein
Exons: 1
Coding region: 1-1047 (348 amino acids)
Biological process (GO): metabolite repair
Molecular function (GO): ATP-dependent NAD(P)H-hydrate dehydratase activity
Source: RefSeq, a predicted model, not a curated record